This is a messenger RNA of Vigna angularis (adzuki bean), 1268 nucleotides long. RefSeq names its product geranylgeranyl transferase type-2 subunit beta 1. Gene Ontology annotation, biological process: protein geranylgeranylation. Bases 174 to 1115 code for a protein of 313 amino acids. The record is from RefSeq and is a predicted model, not a curated record. Gene Ontology annotation, cellular component: Rab-protein geranylgeranyltransferase complex. Gene Ontology annotation, molecular function: Rab geranylgeranyltransferase activity. The transcript has 10 exons. NCBI's taxonomy places the organism in Eukaryota, Viridiplantae, Streptophyta, Magnoliopsida, Fabales, Fabaceae.
CUCCUCCACUCUUCUUCACGAAGUAACGAACAUUGUCUCUCAUCUCACAAAGACAAAGACGCGCACGAGCACGUACGGAGAACUCUUCCUCUCGUCUCUCUCAGAGUCUUCUGCUCGAACACUCUAUCUCUGCUGCGACUUCAGUGUUCCGUUUGCUUUGCUGAUUAUGAUUUAUGGCAGAGCUGGCAACUGAGAAACAUGUUCGCUACAUAUUAACAGUUGAAAAGAGGAAAGAUAAUUUUGAAUCUGUGGUAAUGGAGCAUCUAAGAAUGAGUGGGGCAUACUGGGGAUUGACUGCUCUGGAUCUUCUGGGAAAGCUUGAUAGUGUUGAUGUUGAUGAGGUUACUUCAUGGUUGCUGAGUUGUCAACAUGAGUCAGGGGGAUUUGGUGGAAAUAUUGGUCAUGACCCGCACAUCCUGUAUACACUGAGUGCAGUGCAGGUGUUGGCUCUCUUUGAUAAGAUGGAUGUUAUUGACGUAGAUAAGGUGACAAAUUAUAUUGUCAGCCUGCAAAAUGUAGAUGGAUCCUUUUCAGGGGAUAUGUGGGGUGAAGUUGAUACGCGGUUCUCAUAUAUUGCCAUUUGUUGCUUAUCAAUAUUACAUCGCUUGGACAAAGUCAAUGUGGAGAAAGCUGUGAAGUACAUUAUAAGUUGCAAAAAUAUGGAUGGUGGUUUUGGUUGCACCCCUGGUGGGGAAUCUCAUGCUGGUCAAAUUUUCUGUUGUGUGGGAGCCCUUGCCAUAACGGGGUCACUAGAUCUUGUUGACAAGGACCUACUAGGUUGGUGGUUAUGUGAGCGACAGGUUAAAUCUGGAGGUCUGAAUGGGCGUCCUGAGAAACUUCCUGAUGUCUGCUACUCAUGGUGGGUUCUUUCUAGCCUGACCAUGAUUGAUAGAGUUCAUUGGAUCAGUAAGGAGAAGCUUAUAAGGUUCAUCCUAGACUGCCAGGACACAGAAAAUGGUGGGAUUUCAGACAGGCCAGAUGAUGCCGUGGAUAUAUUUCACACAUUCUUCGGGGUGGCAGGACUUUCACUUCUUGAAUAUCCAGAAGUGAAACCGAUAGAUCCAGCUUAUGCCUUACCUGUUGAUGUUGUAAAUCGGAUUUUCUUUACGAAAUAAGAGUGAAGUAGUUCAGUUCGAUGAUAUUAUCCAGUAAUGACUCACUCUUGGGAGUUGGAUCUACCACCCUCGGCGCAAAAACAAUUAAUUAUUUCCUAAACAAAAUGUUUACAUUGUUUAGCUUUGUUAAUUAAAUUGAUGUCAUACGAAUAA